AUGUCUGUCCAGUAUCCACCACAGCAUUCCGUACUACUAGUAAGUAGUGGAUAUGAUCAUACAAUUCGAUUCUGGGAAGCACUAAGUGGCAUUUGUUCAAGAACUAUCCAGCAUGCCGACACGCAAGUGAAUCGACUUUGUAUUUCACCAAACAAGCGUUUUUUAGCAGCCGCUGGAAAUCCGCAUGUACGCCUUUACGACAUUAACUCUAAUAGCCAAUUGCCUUUGAUGACUUUUGAAGGGCAUACCAAUAAUGUUACUGCAGUAGCUUUUCAUUGCGAUGGUAAAUGGCUGGCCACGUCCAGCGAAGAUGGUACGGUAAAGGUGUGGGACAUGCGUGCGCCAUCUGUACAAAGAAACUAUGAUCAUAAAUCACCUGUUAAUGAUCUCUUUAUUCACCCAAAUCAAGGUGAACUUAUCUCUUGCGAUCAAAGUGGAAGAGUAAGUGCAUGGGAUUUGGGUGAAGACUCUUGUACACACGAAUUAAUUCCUGAGGAAGAUGUGCCGAUGAGUAGUGUUACAGUCGCGUCUGAUGGAAGUAUGCUUAUUGCAGGGAACAACAAAGGAAAUUGCUACGUUUGGAGGAUGCUUAAUCACCAAGGAGCUUCUUUACUUCAGCCAGUAGUGAAAUUCCAAGCUCAUCCGCGAUAUAUAACGAGAUGUGUGCUUUCACCGGACGUAAAGCAUUUGGCGACAUGUUCUGCCGAUGCCACUGUUAAUAUUUGGAGCACUGACGAUAUGUCGUUCAUGUUGGAAAGACGUCUGCAAGGGCAUCAAAGAUGGGUUUGGGACUGUGCAUUCUCUGCCGACUCAACGUAUCUAGUUUCAGCUUCAUCGGAUCAUGUAGCUCGUCUGUGGGAACUUUCAAGUGGAGAAACAAUUCGCCAAUACUCUGGUCAUCACAAAGCAGCGGUAUGCGUUGCUUUGAAUGAUUAUCAAAUUUAA
This is a messenger RNA of Schizosaccharomyces osmophilus, 945 nucleotides long. RefSeq names its product TORC1/2 complex WD repeat protein Pop3/Wat1/Lst8 (gene pop3). The transcript has a single exon. The coding region runs from base 1 to 945 and encodes 314 amino acids. Gene Ontology annotation, molecular function: protein binding. Gene Ontology annotation, cellular component: TORC2 complex; TORC1 complex. Gene Ontology annotation, biological process: TOR signaling; regulation of actin cytoskeleton organization. The record is from RefSeq and is a predicted model, not a curated record. Lineage: Eukaryota; Fungi; Ascomycota; Schizosaccharomycetes; Schizosaccharomycetales; Schizosaccharomycetaceae.